This is a messenger RNA of Daphnia carinata, 2851 nucleotides long. It is a transcript of the gene Scm, whose product is annotated as polycomb protein Scm-like. Gene Ontology annotation, biological process: regulation of DNA-templated transcription. Lineage: Eukaryota; Metazoa; Arthropoda; Branchiopoda; Diplostraca; Daphniidae. The coding region runs from base 251 to 2467 and encodes 738 amino acids. The record is from RefSeq and is a predicted model, not a curated record. Gene Ontology annotation, molecular function: protein binding. The transcript has 11 exons. Gene Ontology annotation, cellular component: nucleus.
GGUACACGAUAUUCAACAACAAAAAUAUUUAGAUUUUUUACGUGUUUCUUUUCAUAUUACUUUGUUUUUGUGCAAUAUUAAAAAAAGAAUUCCAUGCUCAUAUACUAUAAAAAAGCUGUGAGUUAGAAACAUCCCAAUGUCCAUAGCCUCCUAAAUUGACAUAGGGAAUUAUCCCACUUUUGAUUUUCAGACCUUUUGGUUUUGCCAUAAGUGAAUACAGGUUUCUGGGAACCUCUCAUUCCAAAAUAGAAUGAACCAUCAGUCAUUAUUCCUGCAUAGCAAAAUCAGUGGAACUCCAACAGUGCCUGCUGAAGGAGGUAUGUUUCCAUGUGGAUGGUGCAAUCAAGCAGAAAAGCCAAAUUUGUAUGUCCUGCCCCUGAAAAAUGGAAGACACACAUUUUGCUCUGCAGCCUGUUUGUCAGAAUUCAGGAAAGGAGCAUGUUUUCAGUGUGGAGAAGCUAUUACUGGUGUACCAUUCCAGAGCCUUGUUAACUUGGCAAUGAGAGAUUUCUGCAGUGAAAAGUGUUGCCUAAAAUUCAAGAAAAGAGAACAUAGUAAACUAAAAUUGAACUGUUCAUCAGCAACAAAUCUUCAGAAUAACCCAGAUCUACCACAUCUGCCAACAGCCGCUAACCCUGAAUCAUCUGCCGUGUUGAGUUCUAACCUUUGCCCAUUUGCAUGGGAGGAUUACCUUGCAGAAACUAGGAGUGUAGCUGCACCCUCAGUUUGUUUUAAGCAGCACGCUGUACCACCAACCAAUGAAUUUCACUGUGGAGUCAAACUAGAAGCCCAAGAUCCACGUAAUUUAACCUCCACUUGCAUUGCUACCGUAGUUGGUAUAAUCGGCCCGCGACUCCGCUUACGUCUUGAUGGCUCUGACAACAAAAACGAUUUUUGGAGGCUAGUUGAUUCAAACGACAUCCAUCCAAUUGGGCAUUGUGAAAGCAACGGUGGAAUGCUGCAACCUCCUUUAGGUUUUCGUAUGAAUGCAUCAUCAUGGCGUACAUUCCUCUUGAAAACCCUAAGUGGAGCCGAAACCGCACCUAGUCGCUAUUUUAAAAAGGAGCCGUCUUCACCUCGAUACAACAUGUUCCGAAUUGGCCAAAAACUUGAAGCCGUUGAUCGCAAAAAUCCGCAUUUAAUAUGUGCUGCCACGGUUGGGGCAGUCAACAAUGAUAGUAUUUUUGUAACAUUUGACGGUUGGAAAGGAGCUUUUGAUUACUGGUGCCGCUUUGACUCUCGCGACAUCUUUCCGGUUGGGUUUUGUGCUAUGGUUGGUCAUCCCCUCCAACCUCCUGGACAAAAAUUUGCAUUAACGAGUGGUAGCAGAUUCAAGUCUCGGGUUCUCAACGUACCUCCUCCCCCUCCCGUACAAUUUAUCUCAACAGGAGUGGAGAAGAUGCCACCAGAAGUAGGAAAGUUGUCUAUUUCUUCUUUAGAUCUUGGCGCAAAAACCGAAACUUGUACCAUCGUACCUGAACCAGAUACGUCCUCUAUUGAAAUAGUUACAACAGCUGUGAGCGUGUACGUCAAUGGUAUGUGUAACUGUGGACCUCACUUGGAUCCGUCUAAAGUGAAAAGAUUACCAAGACUUAUUGGACCUGGAACAUUAAGUCAUGUUUUGAGAGAGACUGUUCAAGGAAUAGUUGAUGCUGCGCUACAAACCAAACAAACUUUCUCCAUCCUCCGAACACGGCAAGGUGAUGGAAACAUUGUCAUCCGAGCUAAAUAUGAAAAUGUGGUUCAUACGCUUCGUUUGCCACCAGUCGAUGAUAUAAUGGGGCUUGAGACGUAUCUCGAAUUUCUUAGCGAAGAUCUGGGUUACUGUGAAAAUUUGAUUAGUACAGUUGCCGUUGCGGACUGUAAGAAAUGUGCUGCCAAUUCUGCCGGUUCCGAUCCAGCAGACAAGCCAGAUGGCCUUCGUGCAUUCAAACGUAAAGGUCGAGACUCAAAGCCGGCGGUCAAUGUAAAAAGAAAGAAGUUAAUGACCAGCCCGAAAAGUGAUCUUAAUGAAUUGAACAAACGCGAACCAAUAUCCCCCUCGUCUGGAUCACCAGUUGAGAACUGUUUAACAAACAAAGCAACUAACGCAAACGCAACCGUGGCGCCAUUGGAAAUUGAAUUAAAUCCUGAAUCACAGUGCCCCGAUCAGCAAAAGGCCACAUCUACUACUAGUCAUGAUAAUGAGACCGAAACAAGAGGAACACAUCUUAAUACGAAGGUCUCUUCUGCAUCCGCCGAUCCUGCCGAGUGGUCGGUUGAUGAUGUGAUGCGUUAUCUGACUUCUGUGGAUGCAGGUCUAAGCGUUCACGCACAACUAUUUCAAAAACAUGAAAUCGAUGGAAAGGCUCUGCUUCUGCUUACGUCCGACAUGAUGAUGAAGUACAUGGGGCUGAAAUUAGGUCCAUCCCUCAAGAUUUGUAACUCGAUCAACAGAUUGAAGGGGCGGCGUCACCUACCAAUCUGAAAUCUGAUUUCGAGGUCUACUUAGCCGUUUUAGCAACCGAGGCUGAGCGUUUUGUUACCUGGAUUCGUUCGUUGGUAGAUCCAACUUACAUAUAUAGGAAUUAUAUAUUUGAUCCGGAUCGUCUGUGAUAAACCACGAAAAGAGGGGACAGAUCCAUCGGCUAUUUCUUGAUACGUGUCCUGUAAUUUCGUUUGUAUUGCAUUCGAUUUGUUGUUUUGAUUGAUGUAUUUUUAAUCUUUUAUAGCGUGAACCGUCCUAAUUUUAUGAAACUCCUAAUUUUAAAUUUUAAUCUACAGUUCAUAUUUCCCUGAAGUUAGGUGCACGCGAAAACCUUGAAGUUUGCUUUCCUGUUCUACUGAAUAAAAAGUAAUUGCAUGCUCGACU